This is a messenger RNA of Penicillium manginii, 3258 nucleotides long. RefSeq names its product alpha-mannosidase (gene ams1). The record is from RefSeq and is a predicted model, not a curated record. Gene Ontology annotation, cellular component: fungal-type vacuole membrane. Gene Ontology annotation, biological process: mannose metabolic process; oligosaccharide catabolic process. Lineage: Eukaryota; Fungi; Ascomycota; Eurotiomycetes; Eurotiales; Aspergillaceae. Gene Ontology annotation, molecular function: carbohydrate binding; alpha-mannosidase activity. The transcript has 3 exons. Bases 1 to 3258 code for a protein of 1085 amino acids.
AUGGGUGGGGAGGCUCCGCACAUCGCCCCCACAGCUUCCAACUCGCUUCCCCGCUUAGCUGAACGCCCGGUCGGCCAGCGGAUCACCAAGAUCUACACGGACCGUCUCAAGCAAUUCACUGCGACCGGCCAGUAUGAAGACCAGAACCUCGUCUCCAAAUACAAUGAGGCCGUCAAUUCCGAUUCAGACCAUGUCAAGCUCUCUGAGCGCCCGCCCUUCAAGGAGGCAAUCUCACAUGAAUUCACCCCAACCCACAUCGGUGCCUCCUUUGGUCCCAGCUGGUCCACCCAUUGGAUUCGUAUUCGAUUGACUGUCCCUGAGGAUAUGCGCCAGAAAGAGCGACUCGAAUUCCACUGGGAUGCAAAUAACGAAGGAUUGAUCUGGUCCGAGGACGGUCAUCCCCUCCAGGGUUUGACAGGUGGAGGUGAUCGAAUUGAAUGGAUCAUCCCCGAAGAAUGGCGGGAUGGGAAAGAGCAUACUUUCUACAUCGAAAUGGCAUGCAACGGCAUGUUCGGCAACGCCCCCGGGGGAGAUACCAUCCAGCCGCCAAGACCCGACAAGUACUACACUCUCAGCAAGGCCCAGAUUACCGCUGUCAAUCUAGCAGCUCGUGGCCUAUUCUAUGAUUUCUGGAUCAUUGGAGAUGCGGCUCGCGAAUUUCCCGGCGACUCGUGGGAGGCACACGAAGCCAAUAUGGUUGGCAACGCCAUGAUCGAUGCUUUCAUUGCCGGUGACGGAAGCAAUGAGUCCAUUCAGGAGGCCCGGAAGAUUGCACAGAAGUAUAUUGGCGAUAAGGUUGACUCCUCCGAUGUUUACGCCCCGGAUACUGCACCAUUUGUCUACGCUAUCGGCCAUUGUCAUAUUGAUACUUGUUGGCUCUGGCCUUGGGCGGAGACCAAGCGAAAGGUCGCGCGGUCGUGGUCAAAUCAGUGUGACCUGAUGGAUAGAUAUCCAGAGCAUCGCUUCGCCUGCUCUCAGGCUCAACAAUUCAAGUGGCUCAAAGAAUACUAUCCAUCGGUCUUCGACCGUGUCAAGCGCUGGGUGCGAAAGGGUCAUUUCCACCCGAUCGGUGGUAGCUGGGUUGAGCACGACACGAACAUGCCCAGCGGCGAGUCUCUUGUCCGCCAGUUUCUUUAUGGACAGCGAUUUUUCGAAAGUCAUUUCGGCAAGCGAUCCACGACAUUCUGGCUACCCGAUACAUUUGGCUACUCAACCCAAAUUCCUCAAAUAUGUCGCCUGGCUGGUAUGAGCCGAUUCUUCACUCAGAAGCUGAGCUGGAACAACAUCAACAAUUUCCCUCACACUACGUUCCAAUGGGUCGCCCUGGAUGGCAGCCAGGUACUGUGCCACAUGGCUCCCGCGGAGACCUACACUGCGGAAGCUCACUUCGGCGACUUGAAGCGCAGCGUCACGCAGCACAAGUCCAUGGACAAAGACAAAUCGUCACUCCUAGUCUUCGGAAAGGGUGACGGAGGUGGUGGACCUACUUUCGGACAUCUCGAGAAGCUGCGACGAGCCCGUGGUCUGAGUGACAAGGUCGGGACACUCCCACGCGUCAAAAUGGGUGACUCUGUCGAUGAUUUCUUCGAUAAGCUGGAGGCCAAUGCUGCUAGUGGCACUGAAUUUGCGACGUGGUAUGGCGAGCUCUACUUUGAACUUCAUCGAGGUACCUAUACAACCCAGGCCAACAACAAACGCAAUAACCGCAAGUCCGAAUUCUUACUACGGGAGAUCGAGUUUCUCGCAACUCUCGCCACUGUUCACAGUUUAAAGAAAGAAUACAGCUAUCCGAAAAAAGAUAUUGAUGAUAUGUGGGAAGGCGUUCUUCUCUGCCAAUUCCAUGAUUGCUUGCCUGGAAGCUCUAUCGAGAUGUGCUAUGACGAUUCGGAUAAGCUCUAUGCUGAGGUUUUCGAGACUGGCACUAAGCUGCGCAAAGAUGCUCUUGCGGCUUUGGGAAUCACUGGUCAGAACAGCAAGGAUCUUGUUGCCCUCAACACUCUUCCCUGGCCUCGCACUGAGGUUGUCAAGAUCCCCGAGUCCAUGACAUCCUCCAAUGCAUCCAAGUAUGCUCUUGUCAAUGGGUCCACCGGUGUGGUUCAAUGCAGGCCAGUCGACUUCAAGACCACAGCAUCAGUCACCGUCUCCGAGAUUAAUCCAGGCAUUUUCCGCCUGGCAAACAGCAAACUCAGGGUCGAUAUCCAAGACGGCGUUAUACUUUCGCUUUACGAUGUUGAGGCGGAGAGAGAAGUGGUCGCAAAGGGUGGCAAGGCUGGUCAACUCGUUAUCUUUGACGAUAAGCCUCUUUACUGGCAGGCCUGGGAUGUCGAAGUGUUCCAUCUUGAAUCCCGAAAGGAGCUUUCUUCCGGCAAGACGUCCAUUGUGGACAGUGAUCCUCACCGAGUCAGUGUUGUCACAGAGACCAAGAUCAGCGAGAACAGUUGGAUCAAGACGACAAUCAGUCUCUCUGCCGCCGUUUCUUCCGAGUCAUCAUACGUGGAGUUCGAGAGCGAGGUGGAAUGGCAGGAGACAAUGAAGUUCCUCAAGGUUGAGUUCCCAGUCGACGUUACCAACACAGAAGCCUCCUACGAGACUCAGUAUGGUAUCGUCCGACGCCCAACUCAUUACAACACAAGCUGGGACAUGGCCAAAUUCGAAGUCUGCUGCCACAAAUGGGCCGACCUCUCCGAAAACGGCUACGGCGUCUCCGUUCUAAACGACUCAAAGUACGGCUUCGCAACCUGCGGCAACCUCAUGCGUCUAUCACUCCUGCGCGCUCCCAAGGCCCCAGACGCUCACGCCGACAUGGGUCGCCACCGCAUCCGCUACGCCAUUCUUCCCCACGCCGGGGCUCUCGAUUCUCGAACUGUCCGAGCCGGAUACAACUUCAACCAACCCCUCGUCGUCGAGCAAGCCAGCUCCAAUCUCUCAGCCUGCAACGCUGCGUUCAGAGCUGUCUCGGUUCGCGGUGCACCAUCUCUGAUUCUCGACGCUGUCAAGCGCGGUGAGGAUGACGAGGACGUUUCGACCAACGACCUCCCUUCACGUAAGGGCAAGAGCAUUGUUGUUCGCAUCUAUGAAUCUCUCGGUGGAAAGGCACGUGGCACCAUCCAUUCUGGCCUGGAUGUCAAGCGGGUCUGGAAGUGCAAUGUUCUUGAGGAUGAUGAGGAGGAGCUUGAGGUUCGGAAGGCGGAUGGUGGGUCUGCGGUUUCUAUUGAGCUGAGGGCGUUUGAGGUCGCUACUUUCCGACUGCAGCUCUGA